UUGCUCUAAUAAAAGUCGUAUAGGUUAAGAGUUAAGAGUUCUACCUGUUCAGGUGCUUGCUGUGGGCUUCUUAAGAAAAACAAUCGUUAUAAUGCAGUUGAAGUUGCGUAGUUCACGUGGGAAUCCGAUCUGAAAUCAUGCAAAAUGAAACUAAGCUACUUACGUUCUGUAACUACAAUGAGAAGUGUAUCGUUUAGAGUGUAUAAAGAAUCAUACUUAUUUUCUGAUAUGCGCACGCAAGACAGCAGAUCUUGUACAACGUUAAGUGUCAAUUGCCAGUUCUUAUUCCAUUCGAAUUUCAGCUGUAGAAAGUUGUUAAGGGUCACAUUGUCUGGCAAGAAUUCACAGGGAACGUUUUUAUUUCAGGGUCAUGUAUAGACAACAGAGCGGGCCUUUUCUGCCUCCGUAGCAACAUUGGCCCUUAAUGAUGCUACCUGGCGCACAUUAUAAUAUGCCUUUACGGCUCUUGCACCAUAAAACCGCAAAGUACCAAUGACUAACUAGCGGUAUUUUUUUUUACAUUGUUGUUCGAAAUCAAACUAUCUGGGGCGGCCAGUUAAAGGUAAACUAAUGAUAUCCCAGACGUCACUGACUUAAGUCAUUACGUUGUAUAUGCUGACGAUACAACUAUAUCUAUAGCCGAUAAGUGUAUUUCUUCUCUAGUAAUCAAACUAAAUAAGACUCUUGACCACCUAAUGAAUUGGUGCAAUGACAAUGAUCUAGUCAUUAAUCCAUCUAAAACGAAAUUUUUAGUAUUCCAUUCGCACCAAAAGUCAUUAAUUAUUCCUCCUUCGUUAACCUUAGGCAAUCAUUCUAUUUCCAUUAGCGACUCCGUUUCAUUUCUAGGGGUUAUCCUAGACAGCCAUCUGAAGUUUCACCUGCACAUCAAUCACGUCAAGCUGAAGUGCGCUUUUGGUAUCCGUGCGCUUAUCAAGGCACGACACUAUUUUUCUCCUUCUGCUUUGCUUUCACUCUACUUUUCGUUCAUUCAUUCACACAUUAACUACGGAUUAAUCGUUUGGGGUAAUACAUAUCUAUGUCAUUUGUCUUCAGUCCAGCUUAUACAAAAUCAAGCAAUCCGUACCAUCAUCCACAGUUCACCGCGCUCUAAUGCUCUCGGCCUGCUUGAGCAGUAGAAAAUUCUAUGUAUAAAAAAAUUAUUCAACUACAAUUUAGCAAUAAUGUUUUAUAAAUUGCUUGAUUCCCAGCUGACCUUUCAAUAUAUUCAAAGCAGCUCCCUUAGAAAUACAAACCCUACUAGGUUCGCUUCCAAUUAUAAUUUUUUGUUACCAUCAGUUCACACUAACUAUGGUAAAAAAACAUCUACAUUCGCUACCAUUACACUUUGGAAUCGUUUUCCUGCUUGGCUUAAAAUACUACCUACAUUUCAGCGUUUCAAAGCUUCGCUAAAAGAUUCUUUCCUAACCUCUGAUAAUUUUUCCUAAUAAAUAUUUGUAUUUUCAUUGUCACCUAACUAAUAAGUAUCACCUAUUCUUGCUUCUUUUUUUUUUUUUUGCAGUAUUCACAUUGCGCCACAUUUUUUUUUUCUUUGUUCGUUCUUUUUUUUUUUUGCUUUUUGCCUCUAACAAUUGUAUAAUUUUUGCCACUUCCGUUGUUAUUUCUAUUACACUGCAUCGAUUAGAGCAUAGUUUGUUUGGUUUUUCUUCUUUUUUCUCUCUUAUCAUUUGCUUUUCUUGCAACUAAUAUAUUAUUAUGCUAUCCACUGUUAUGCUGCCAACUAUUUUACAAUUCUGUUGUAGUUACUAACCGAGGGUCCCGUUUUCAGUAUCAUUACAUUGGGACCCUCGUCUGUAUAUUGCAUUUAUGUACCUAUGUUUUGCAUACGAAUGAACUUCAACUUCAAAACAGCAGUCGCAAUUGCUGCUAGGUUUAUUGCAGUGGUAUGGCAUUGUGAGCAAGCAACCAGUCCUGCUGCUUUGCUCCUUGACAAGUGACUGCAGCACGCGGGGUUUGUUCAAGGAGCUAACCCAAUAGCAUUACCAAAACUCUGGCAUUACUUAUGAUGCGCCCAGCCAGACAAACAUGUAAAAAAAAAAAGCAAUCUCGCUGUUUUUUUCUGCAAGUGAGCACCUUUUCUCGUUCGCGCCAAUCGCAGGAAACCCAUGGCGGGCGUAAUCUGCCUGGUGGCCGUCGCAUUGGGUGCCUGCGCCGCUGUGGGCGUCCAGCACUACGUCAAUGGUUUCGAGCCCCUGCCAUACACGUACAUCAGCGAUCUCGACUUCUUUUUCAAAGGACAUGGAGCAAUGUACCUGUGGCCGACGGGCCAUUUGACAUCCUUCGUGGCUGGAGUCCUCGCGGCGUUUUGCUUUCACAAGUACAGCCACAUCAGGUUCGGAAAGGUGACAUACGCCCUGUGCUGGACACUUAGCGUGGUGACUGCUCUGGCGGUGGUCUACUCGGUGUUCGACUGGAACAACCAGGGUUCGUACGUGUUAGCCUGGGCGUCCACCUACGCCGGUCUUCACCGGCUGGCUUGGGGGCCGGCCGUCUGCUGGGUCGUGUUCGUCUGCGCCACGGGACAAGCCGCGCUUGUGAACCGCCUACUCUCGCUGGACCUGUUCGUUCCCCUGAGUCGACUCACCUAUUGCGGAUACCUCGCCCAAAUGCUAGUGAUCUCCACGAGGCUGGUCACGCAGAGGCAUUCGGUAUACUACACGCACUGGCUCCUGGUGCGAGACUACUUGGGCCACACGGUGCUCAUCUACAUGUUCGCGUACCUGAUGUACCUGCUGUGCGAGUGUCCCACAGUCAAGCUUAGCAAGGUGGCCCUCAACGCGCUCACGCGUGCCGUCAGCAAAGGCACAAGCAAGGAUUCCAAGAGCCCGUCCACGCGAAACUGCUGCCGCCUUUAGCGCGCACGGCGCGCAUCCCGUAGCCUGCGCUUCGCUCGGUUCUUGGUGGCAUCGGUGUCGCAUCGCUCCAAUCGAUUCCUCCGUAUUGCGUGUGUCUUCAUCGUUUGGUCUCGGCUGACCCGUAGUUGAAGUCUGCGCGCACCAUUUAGAGCACGCAGCAAUUGUGCGACCUUGCUCUUUGUUGAAACAACAAGGCGCGUUCUGCAAGGUUAUUUAGCGAACGAGUGAAACAGUCGUUUCAGAACUGUUUAGCUUACAUAUGUCAUUAUUUCUUGGAGCGAACGAGUGAAACAGCAAUAUUAGGAGUGUCGAACGUUCAUAUUAUUAUUGCUUCUUCUUUAUUUACGGAGGGUUGUGUCAACCUGUCGCAGAUAUGCCAAACCGGCCUUUCCUUAUCGCCGCUUCAUCUUUAUAUUAUUUUUAUUUCUUUAUUUAUUUUUUCACUUCACGCGUGAGUUCUCAAAGUGUAAUAAUCUCUGCGAUCAGCAGCCAGUUGUGCGGAAUGAACUACCUAAGCACCACGAUUUACCUCUUCCUUCGCCAACAUGGUAUAGACAUCUUAACAUUCACGCAGUCUCCCACCUGUCAUGUCGUUUUGUUGCACAUGUGAGAGCUUUUUUCGCCGUAGCGCAGUAUUGAAUUGCUUUGAUUUUUCUUACCGUUAAUAGAAAGAGGAAGCCGAGACAAACGGUGGACAGGCCUGACGAGGUCCUGGCUCACCUACAAAACAGGUGGCAUGAUGGCAGUAUUAAAAUAGCGAACAAAACUUGCAGUGCACGACACAUACCGGGCUACACCAAGAGCUGAAUACAGAAAAAUACUUUUUACCGCGGAUUACAAUCAGUACAACGCACGUGAUAAAGGAACACACAUAGUAUAAGUAACAUGAAAUCCAAGAGUAUAUAACAAAGUGUGAGGACUCAAAAAAAUUGUUGGUGGUGAAAACCAAAACGAAAAACAAAGGAAAAACUAGCUGACAAGAGUUAAUUCAUAUCAAUGAACAGUGAAAUACAUUGAUCUAACCUGUGUUAUGGCCAGUAUCUUGACUGAAUUUCGCAUUAACUGUUCUUUGACAUAUGCGUUAAAGUUCAAUGAAUAAUGAAAUGAAUGAAUAAAUGAAUGCAUAAAAACGUCGGUCUUUUUCUUGAACUGUCAAAAGACGGG
Dermacentor andersoni is the source of this 4037-nucleotide messenger RNA. Its product is annotated as nose resistant to fluoxetine protein 6-like. The record is from RefSeq and is a predicted model, not a curated record. Lineage: Eukaryota; Metazoa; Arthropoda; Arachnida; Ixodida; Ixodidae.